UGUCCAGGAGCUGGCCACGGCGCUGCCGCACCGCCUGGCCGACCUGAACUCCAUCAUCGCGGUGCGAACCCAGGGCGUCCAGGGCGCCGAGGGGCACGUCGACUUCAACGUACGAGCGGGCCGAGUCCGCGCUGCGCUGGUCUGGCUGAAGGAGCACCACCGCUACUACCGUGAUGUAGAAAUCUCAGAGGAAAAUUUGUCGCAAUUGCCUGCUAAUGGUGAUGCUUAUUCACAGGUCCAGGGGAUAGACGAGCGCGCGCGCCCGCCCCCACCCCCAGCUGCUGCUCCAGCUGCUGCUGCACCCGGUGGCGCUGCUGCCGCGGCUGCCGAACCUGCACCACCUGGAGGGCCCGCAGCACCCGCAGCACGACCUGCGCCUGAGGGCGGCCCGGAGGCCGGGCCGCACCAGGAGGACACCGAGGCCGUCGGCAUCCACGUGACGUGCAUGCCCAUGAUCCGGCCCGAGCACAACGAGGACCAGGUCGAGUCCCAUGUGACGGACUGGCCAACGAUCGGACCUCAGCCUGUCAAUGAGUUCACCACGGAUGGCUACCUGACGAUGGCCUUCCCCUGUCUCUUCCCCACGGGCGAGGGAGACUUAAGGAGUGGCCGCACCACUAAAAUCCACACGGCCGAUUACUUUAAGUUUCUAAUGGAGUACUCUGAUAGACGAUUCUCAUGCCAUCCCACUUUCAGGUUUUUCGCCCUCAACUCCAUGAUGCGGUGGAACGCUCUGACAAACGGACGGGUGUUCAUCAGGAACAACCCCCGGUUCAACGACAUGACGGCCGCUGACCUCAGGCGGCGCAUCCGGGCGGGCGAGAGGAACAUCCUCAAGCAGGCGCUGUACCACGGCAACAAGCUCAAGGGCACCAGGCAGUACUGGCAGUCCCGUUGUGGUGAGUUACUUGACAUGGUCAAUCAGCUAGGAAUACCCACACUGUUUAUGACCCUUAGCGCUGCUGAUCUGCACUGGUCGGACUUCUUCCGGCUCGUGUCGCCCGGUGAGGACUUCGAGACCAUGACGGAGACUCGGCGCCAGCAACUACUGUGCGAGAAUCCUCACAUUGCUGACACUUUCUUUGCCGAGAGGACAAAGUUUUUCAUUACAAAGGUAUUUAAGGUUAAGUACAAUGUAAAGGACUACUGGUUUCGCUUUGAGUACCAGCACAGGGGUUCGCCACACGUCCACGGGAUCGUGUACCUAGACGGUGCCCCUGAUGUGAGCAACCUGAAGGAUGCCUCUCAGGAGCACCUCGACGCCGUUAUAAGGUACUUUGACUCCUUGGUGUCGACGAUGAACCCAGGUAAGGACUUGCCUCCUGCCGACAUUCAUCCGUGUAGGAAAAAGUUUAGCGAAGUUACUGACCCUGUUCGCGACCUGGGCGAGCUGUUGAACAGAGUGCAACAUCACAGGUGUUCAAAUCAUUACUGCAUAAGGGUCGAUAGGACUACUGGCCAACCGGUUUGCAGGUUUAAGUUUCCUUUCCAGGAAGAGCCUAUCACUAGGCUUUUUGAAAAUGAGAAAGGCCUAUGGGAACUAAUUACCGCUCGAAAUGACAGUCUUUUAAACAAGUACAUGCAGUGGGUGAUUCAGUUGUGGCGAGCCAACAUGGAUGCUAGCCCUGUACUUUCUAUGAAGUUUAUGCUCAGGUACAUUGCCAAAUACACGGCAAAAGGUGAGAAACAGUCUGUGACCUGCCGGGAGCUCGUGGGAUCUAUCCUGGACGAUGCCGGCGACGAGGACUCAGCCCGCUCCGUCAUUCAGAAGCUGCUGAUUAAGACGGUUUCAGAGCGAGACUACUCGGCGCAGGAGGUGUGCCACAUCCUCACCGGCCAGCCGCUACACAUGUCUUCGCGCUCGUUCAAUGUGGUGAACCUGCGGAAGGACGAGUGGGUUGAGCUCCGCCCAGACGGUCACGGAGGCGACGGGGACGGCGAGGACGUCGAUGACCCGGUCGGCCACGCUGACGCCCAGGGUGACGCCGAGCGGCAGGGCGCCGCGGAGGGCGAGGAGGGCGCUGACGAGGCAAUCGCUGGGGGAGAGGAUGUUUCAACAUUCCCUGCCUUUGUGAAAGCCUACCAAAACCGUAGGUUGGUUGCCAUGAAUGACUUGACUCUGUUCCAGGUAGCCAAAGCUUACUCUUGGCGAAACAAGAGAUGGAGCCGCAACAUGAGAAAUGGGCGGCCCCACGACGCCGUGGUGCGGGCAUUCCCCCGCCUCAAACUCACAGGCAACGAGGAGAAGGACGAGGACUUCUACCGAAUCCAGGUGCUGCUGCACACCGCCUGGCGCACGGAGGAGGAUGCCAAGGGUGCGUUCGACACCUGGAAGGCGGCCUUCGAGGCGCGCGUCCCCGCGGGACUCGUCCCCGUGGAGGCCAUGGAGGGCGCCGUGGCCGAAGCGGCCGCCGAGAUGGCUGUGGAGGAGGCUCUGUUCGAGCCGCCCGAGGAGCCCGAGGCCGAGGUCGACGCCGAGGUCAUGGAGCAGUGGAUGGCGCUGGCCAGGAUGGGUCCAAACGGUCAGGCCGAGAGAGUGGAGCUGGGCCGGCGUGAGAUGGACCUGGCCUACGACUGGCAGGAGUCGGCCGGUGCCUAUGGCGACAUCACCACUCUGCGCCACUUCAUCUCCACCCAGAAAGCGCUGCACGUCGCUGCAGAUGACGACAUUGUGGUGGACGACGUCGUCUACACCCCAGAGCAGCAGGGCCUUAUCAACUUGGUCCAGGAGCAGAUCAACGCGCUCCGCAAUGGGGCACCUCCCCGCGGGCACGAUGCAGUGCCAAAGCGUGUUCAGAUCCAAGGCUCCUUGGCCUGAUGGAGAAACGCUUGCGUGAGGCAAAACCCCACUGCGACGAGGUGUUCGCUGGCCUCAAUAUCUUUCUGAUCGGGGACGUCCGCCAACUGCCCCCAGUGGGAGACUCUCCGCUGUACUCC
Messenger RNA from Frankliniella occidentalis (western flower thrips), 2937 nucleotides. RefSeq lists its product as uncharacterized. The record is from RefSeq and is a predicted model, not a curated record. Lineage: Eukaryota; Metazoa; Arthropoda; Insecta; Thysanoptera; Thripidae. Bases 446 to 2818 code for a protein of 790 amino acids. The transcript has 2 exons.